GUUGUUUCUGCAAGCAUGGGCGAGGCUGUACACUUGACUCCCCAAGAGCGUAUAAAGCUAAUCCAGACUCUACGAGAUGCAAUCGACUCUAUUGGCUUACAAGAGACGCCAAUUGUUGCCGGUGUAGGAGGCAAUAGCACCCGUGAAACAAUCCAGUUGGCUCGCGAUGCUGCUGCAGCCGGCGCAAAUUUUGCUCUUGUCAUCGCUCCGGGAUACUGGGCUGGCUAUCUUAAGGGAAAUCCGGCGGCGGCAAAAAAGUUCUUCGUUGAUGUGGCUGCGGCCUCGCCAAUCCCAGUAGUCAUAUACAAUUUCCCUCCCGUGGCAGGGGGGAUAGACUUGGACAGCGAUGAUGUGGCGGAGGUAGCAAGACUCGCGCCCAAUUUAUGCGGCAUCAUGUUAUCAUGUGGCAACGUAGGAAAACUUGCAAGGGUCACUGCCCUGCUUGACAAUACCUCUUUCACAACGCUGGCUGGUCUCAUUGACUUUCUCCUCCCUUCUGUGGUUGUGGGAUCCGCUGGCGCUAUUAGUCCUCUACCCAAUAUUGCGCCGAAAUUUUCCAUGAAACUGUGGAAAUUGACGCAAAGUUUAGAAACAAAGGCAGAUUUUACGAACGCGCAGUUUGCUCAGGGAGUAGCUUCUUUGGGAGAGGCUGCGCUGUUAAAGAGCGGCGUAAGUUUUAUUGCAAGACUGCGCCUAUCAUCCACCACAAGUUAA
Molecule: messenger RNA, 714 nt
Organism: Trichoderma atroviride IMI 206040
Lineage: Eukaryota; Fungi; Ascomycota; Sordariomycetes; Hypocreales; Hypocreaceae
Source: RefSeq, a predicted model, not a curated record